AUGGCUAUUAAAUUUUUGGCUCUUUUUAAAAUUGUUAUUUUUUACUUAGAUAAGCCAGUAUUAUCACCUGAUGAUGUGUAUGCCAUUGCUACUUGUAAUGGUAUACAAGUGGAAGGACAGAAAGACAAUGACACAGUCAUUAUGGCCACAGUGAAGGACUCUCUUAAUCACACUGUGCAUCGUUGCAACAUUUCAUCUUUGCCAUAUCUGAUUAAUUAUACUGUACUCCCUCCUGAUAUUGACUUUAAUAUUGAAUUUGUUGGUGUUAAUCCAGCUGGAUGUAAAAACUUAGCUACAUACAAUGUACAAGAUGUGCUAGUAUCUACUGAAGGGAAUGGAUCAGUUAGUGUACAGUGUGUGUUUGUAUCAGGAUCAACUGCUGAUGGAUGUGAUGUUGUUUUUACUGAUACUGAUCAGGAAUCAUCUUGUAAUGUGUCACUACUGCUGAACCAAGAGCCUACACUGGUAACACUACCAGCUGGUAAUUACACAGUGACAGCUUACGACAAUAUUAAUGGAUCACUUUAUGGACCUGUUAUCCAAUAUCCAUCAUCAAUAGAAAUUCAAGCUACUAGUACAACUCCUCCUAUAGAAGCCAGUGAAGGCACUAGUAUUACUGUAUCUCCAACAUCUUCUAGUGCUAGUGAUAUUACUGAACCUCCAACAAGUACACAGUUUCAAAUUUUGUCAUAA
Amphimedon queenslandica is the source of this 693-nucleotide messenger RNA. RefSeq lists its product as uncharacterized. NCBI's taxonomy places the organism in Eukaryota, Metazoa, Porifera, Demospongiae, Haplosclerida, Niphatidae. The transcript has 3 exons. The record is from RefSeq and is a predicted model, not a curated record. Bases 1 to 693 code for a protein of 230 amino acids.